Molecule: messenger RNA, 7590 nt
Organism: Toxotes jaculatrix (banded archerfish)
Lineage: Eukaryota; Metazoa; Chordata; Actinopteri; Toxotidae
Product: beta-2 adrenergic receptor-like
Exons: 3
Coding region: 2980-4506 (508 amino acids)
Biological process (GO): norepinephrine-epinephrine-mediated vasodilation involved in regulation of systemic arterial blood pressure; adenylate cyclase-activating adrenergic receptor signaling pathway; negative regulation of smooth muscle contraction
Cellular component (GO): membrane
Molecular function (GO): beta2-adrenergic receptor activity; norepinephrine binding
Source: RefSeq, a predicted model, not a curated record
UGCAUGACAUAUGCUACAUGCAUACACCAUGUGUGUGUGUGUGUAAAAAUUGCAUGGUAAUGGCUUAAAAAAAAGUACUAGUAAGUUUUUCCAGCAUUACUAAAUAAUUGUAUGUACACUGUAAAAGACCAGAGCUGAGUGAAGUUAUAACUGAGAUCAAAGUUAAAGCUUUUCAAACAUAUAAUGAGCCACAUUUACUACACGUUAAACCUCUAAAGUCACAAAUAUUUAAAAAGCAUCACACUGAUUCCCUUUUCUUUAUUCUAACAGUGUCCAAAUGAAAAAGAGCUCUGGCCAAAUAUAAUUUAAGAGAAAUAAGUUGGAUUUAUUUUUUUUCCCAGUGCGUGCAUGUUUCUCACAUUGAAUGAAUCCAAACUAGCUUUCAUCUUUAACAUAUAUGGUUUAUUUUAUCAUGACAGCAAAAUGUUUUAUGACUUGUUACUAGAGCAUUUGUGCUUUUCACAAUGCGUACAAAGACAUCUCUCUUCCCUCACAGUUUGGUCUACUGUCGGCAGUUUAUUCUACUAAGCGCUUCAAAAGCUGGGUGUUCUGUGUGCAUGUGUAUUUUUGUGUGUUUAAGUGCUCAGUAGUAACACCCACCACAAAGCCUCCUCUGCUUAAAUAUAUUUCAGUAAAUCUUCUGUGUUUAAUUCUUGGACUCAGAGAAACGGUCAAGUUUCUUUGUGUGUGUGUGACUGUUUGAGCAGCUCAGGCAGGGAGGAGAGCAGAGCCUCUUUCGCAAGGAGGGUACCACCCAGAUUAUUGAUCUGAUCAAUGGUGGUAAUAAAUAGUCAUAAGGUCCAUGAAUGUAAAGGGCGGCAGGGUCAGCUUGAGGCUUCAGGGGGAAAGCAACAAGUGCGCUGACCAUUAUUACACACAUGAAUAAAGAUGAAAUAAUUUCUGUGGUUUUAUACAGCCUGCUAUUACAUUAUGUGCAUUAUUAGUUGUCAGGGGCAGACUGUGCUAUGCCUCAUCCAUUACAACUGAAACGGCCUUCUAAGCGAGUAUAAUGAAAAAUUGAUUUUAACUUUUCCGCUGAUCCAUCAUUUGCCCCGCACACUGGCACCUCCAUAUUCUCUAAAUGUGAAUGUGUUGAGCUGGGGACACUUCACACAAAUGAUGAUAAAUUUUAAUAUAAAUGUGCUGCUGUGGACAGCAGGCAGAAUGACUGACAGCAUACUAAAACUGAUAAUUAAUAAGCGCUGCCUUGCCGCAGUGAUGUAAUGACACUGUAAGGCUCCACUUGUGAGAUGAUUGUCAUUAAAAAAACCAUAAUCUCAUCAUGGUCCACUCUGGCAUUUUGAAAUGCAUCCCAAAAUUCAACACUUUGCUCAUUUACCACAGGAGAACUGGGUAAACACCUGUGAAUCAAUUCGCCUAUUUAUAGCUGGCAUUAGUAUAUGAUGUAAGUGUUUGGGCUGCGUUGGAAUAAAGUCAACAUACACAUAAACCCAAGUGCGCAUGCAAAAGACCCAGUCAACCAAACAACCUCUGGAGUGUAUUAAAAACAUGAGCUGGACAUGCCGUUCCCUUUUAAUGGUGUUUGCAAGAAUAAUAUAAAACAAACUGCAAUACUGCAGGACCACUUAUGACCCAAAACCAUCCUACAGCAUUGCUUACCUUACAGUACCAUCCCCCGACUGUCACAAGAUGGGCAGUCAGAAUAGCAAACAGAAAUCACCAGGUGUCUGCUGUCAAUUAGACCACUGCUGUAAAAGAGUCUUUUAUGCUCGGUCAACCCACCCUGUAUAAAUGACAGCAGAUGUCUUUUUUCCAGGCAUACUGUAUCGCUUGACUAUGAAAAUAACUGAGAAAUAAAGAAACGCAUAUGAUAUUAAAAGUUUCAUAUGAUGGGGUGAUGCCAGUGAUCGAGUCCAGGCAGGCGAGGUGUUUUGUGCUGCUACACUCACACAUAACAUUCAGUAUGUAUGCAACAUUUGAUCAAUACAGCCACAGCAAUACGAUGGUUUAUUCAAGCUGCCUGGUCUUACUCUGGCAGCGUUGCUGCUGCUGUUGCUCUUUGGCAGACAUGUCUGCCUAUGUUGCUGUGGCUUUACGUGCAGUAGCAUUUUAGAAGUAGCUUGAUUGGAACAGCAAGAUGCAAAUUCUAUUCAAACUCCUGGUUCUACAAACAUGACAUUGUUUUAUGUCCAGCGGAGAACUGUUUUGCAAGUUGUGCCUCCUCUCUCCCAAAAAAUACUUAAGAGAAUGAGGCCACUAUACCUGAUAAACUCAUGAGUACACAAAUACCAUUUAACUUCCUCUGUGAAAGAACACGUGUUCAUCUCUGUAAGAUAGCAACAUCUGACCUCUGACCUUCUGAUCUCAUUUCAGAGGCUAUUUGCAUUCUUUGGCAGAAAGGAUAAUCAAUUGAUAUCCAAAUACUGUAAAUACAUUCAGAUCCAUGUCAUGUAUGCUUUAAUUGAAGGUACAAUUUGCAUUGCUUCAGUAACACAUUGUAACAGUAACACAAUCAUCUCACGUAUGUAUAAUCAGACACACUCCAUUUGAUGGGCAUUUAGUGCACUUGCAAAAGCAGCCCUUCCUCACUUACCACUAAAAGCAAAUGCAUCUGAGGUGUAUUCUCAGCUUGUGAGAAAGCGUGGGGAAAAAAAACCACAACCAGCUUCUCUGUUUGUAGCAGCCCUCAACAUUCAAAGGCCCUCUUAUAUUUUCAUUCACCUGGACAGUAGAACAACUUUCAACAUGAAGUGCAAGUAAAUAAGGGUGAGCACAAAUCAACCAGUAAGACCAGUAAUGUGUCCUGUCUGAUCACGCCUGACUGAUAUAGGCUCUCAUUAGCAAACUCUGUACUGAACAGUGCUAGUCCCAUAUACACUGCAAACUGCUUAAUGCACUGCAGACACACAAAUGUACAAACACAAGCCCCCCAUCUCUUACAGAGGUGCUUCCCUUAUGUAUCUCUCUUCAUCCCAUAUCAUUCCUUUUUAUUUGUCUUAAUCCAUUACGAACAAAGCAAUGUUGUUCUGCGUGUUAUGCCUGCAGAUCAUGGAUUCUGUGAGUACUGUGUCAGCACCGGCUAACCAAUCACAGCUCAGCAACUCCUCACUGGACUCUAAUUUGUCGGGGAGCUCUUUGGAGCAUUCCAAUCCAGUGGUCGUGCUGCUGGGUGUUGCAAUGGCCCUUCUGAUUCUGGCCAUAGUUUUUGGUAAUGUCCUGGUGAUUACAGCCAUCCUGCGGUUCCAGCGGCUCCAGACAGUCACCAACCUCUUCAUUGCCUCUCUGGCAGUUGCUGAUCUCAUCAUGGGUUUGGUUGUGGUGCCCUUUAGCUCCAGCAACAUCCUGCUGAACCGCUGGCAGUUUGGAAAUUCCAUGUGUCAGUUCUGGACAGCAACUGACGUGCUGUGUGUGACAGCCAGUAUAGAAACACUGUGUGUGAUUGCUCUGGACCGCUACCUCGCCAUCACCUCGCCACUCCGAUACCCAGUGCUGCUCACCAGGGGUCGGGCCUUGGUGGUGAUCCUCGGGGUUUGGGCAGUGGCCUCCUUCAUCUCCUUUCUUCCCAUCUAUCGAGAGUGGUGGGUGUCGCAGGAAGUGGAAGCUCAGGCCUGCUUGCGCAACGAGCAGUGCUGUGAGUUCAACACCACUGCGGCAUAUGCUGUGUGUUCCUCAAUUGUGUCAUUCUACCUGCCGCUGGUGGUGAUGAUCUUCGUGUACAGCCGGGUUUUCCAGGAGGCCCAGAAACAGCUGGAGAAAAUCAGAGGGAGAGAGAGACAUUUAUAUCACUUGCAUUACUCUGCACAGCUGGAUUAUUGCAAUGAUAGUCCUGCAAUGAACAAGCUCAGGGCAGGAACCGAGGCGGGAGGACAAGCAGGAGAGGAGAAACUGAACAUGCAGAAAACAGAAGGUAUGGACAGUGGUAAAGAAGAAAAGGGAGAAGAGAACAGAGGAAGGACAGAAAGAGGGGAAGGAAAACAUUUUGCCACAAAGCGUCUAAAAUUCUCUCUUAAGGAACACAAGGCUGUGAAGACGCUAGGGAUUAUCAUGGGAACCUUCACACUGUGUUGGCUGCCCUUCUUCGUUCUCAACAUCAUGACCUUCCUCCCCUUGGGUGACAUUAAGCUGCUCUUCAGACUCCUCAACUGGUUAGGAUACUCCAAUUCAGCCUUCAACCCGCUCAUCUACUGCCGCAGCCCUGACUUCAGACACGCCUUUCAGGAAAUACUCAGUUUGAGGGGCAAGGGGGGAGACUGGGGAGGGAGGAGAGGAUGGGGAUGGUGCAGGGAGAGAGAUUGUUACUCUAAGCCCCCAGGUAGGACGAAUAGGGACUCAGGCCUGACUAAUGCUAGGGGGCUGACUGUUCAGCAGAGCUCAGGGUGGGAGGGCAGUCUGGAGAGCUCUAUCCGAGACAGCCCGCUCACUCUGGCUUCUCCGACCUCUCGCUGUGAACAGGUUUUAGAAGUAGCUCCAGGUUCUCUUACAAACUGGCAGGCUCACAGUUCUGCCAAUGGGAGCUAUAAGGAAAAUAUGGCUUCUAUUGCUUGACCAAAUAGGAUGAUAGAAUUCACAUUGUGCAGUAAAUACCAAUUUGAUGAAGCUCAUAAUGUUUGUGUUUGGUUGAGAGUGACUCAACUCUUUGGUCGUUUUUGAGGCUGUAGCUCAUGGUGUUGUCAGUAAAUACCCUGUGAAGUGUGUUUCUGUCAAUGUUACUGGGAUUUACUUGUGUUCACCGUUCCUCUGUACAUCGGAACUACAAAGGCAGCUACACAAGAAACCAUGUUCAGCCGCAUGUAUCAGCUUUAAAAUAGGUCUUAUUUAAACCUUUCAGUGAAAAUACAAGGAAUCGCAGCAGAAAAUAUUGAGGCAUAAUAAAGCUCAAUUGCUGGUUCAUCAAUCAAACUGGCACUGGUACAACAGGGCUUUGAUUGGAAGAUGCUUCUGUUAUUUUGUUUAUAUGAAAUGUGUUUAUAUGAAAUGGAUAACAGCAAGGAUGUGUUAUAAUGGACUGCUUAUUAAUUGUGACUAAAACAUGGGGCAAAUUACUUAAGCGUCCUGUGACAUGUAUCACAGGGAAUAAGUGGAAAAGCCUUAAUGACUGCUCAAUAAUGAAAUAUCAAAAAAAGGUAAACAAAAUAAAGAAAUAAUAGUAGUAAUAAUAAUAAUAAUAAUAAAAUCUUUCAUGCUCUUGCAAGAUUGAACUUGUCUUCAAAUCUUAAUGAAGACUGAAAUAUUAACGACCAAAUAAGCAACAGUGAAAGUUAAUGUAUAAUUUACAAGAGUCAAAAAGCUAAUCAGGUUCAUUAGGACUGUGUGGGUUUGAUUUCAUUGGAUUUGAAAAAAAAACCCCACAAAUACAGAAAUCUGUCAUAUGAAUUAAUAAAAAAUGUUCUGACUUGAGUAGAAAAUUGUGUGAUCUUGUAGGAUCCCACCAUUCAUGGUAAGAAAAAGUAAACGAAAAAGGUUUCAGGGGCUUUAAGGUGAAUUUAUUGUGAAUAUUUAGAUAUAAUCCUGCUGUAGUUGUUAGGUGGUCCUAGGUGAAGACUAACUAUGUCCAAGCCGCCACAUCACUGAAGUCCAAACUGCACUGCUGCUGUAUCAGGCCAAAUUCGGUUAUUAUUAUACUACAUAAACCCACAAGGCAGGAAGCACAAGCAGGAAUUUAGCACCUCAUUUACAGUACUAAUAACUUUGUCUGCCAACAACAAAAGUGCAAGCUGCACCUUCAAACCAAACAUCCACAAAGCUAAAAACAGAAGAUAAACAAAAACAAAAACACUUUGUUUGCCCUGUGGCUAAAAGUCUUAUUUGAAAGAGAGGGUCACAUUUGAAGCUCACUUCUUAUAACAAACCUCAGACUAUCAAAAACCGUCUGUUUUUCAUUCCUUCCAGAAAAAAGAAACUUGUAGCUGGUCCAAAAUCAUUUACUGGUGUAUAUUUGUGUAUCAGAUAAACAUCUGGGACCCAAACUUGUGACUAUCAUAACUUUUCUCUCUCUCAGAUUUGGUGGGUCUGUUUCCCCCUUCUCUUUUCCCGGACAUCGCUAUCUACCAGCUCUUACCUUUCAUCCUGUCUGCUUUAGCUCUUUCAUUGUAAGAACAUUGUAAUCUGUCAGACAGAGCUGGGGAGAUAACUGUAACGCAGUGGGAUCUGUUUCCAGAACAUUACACUCUCUGUAAAAAAACAUAGCAAUCAGAUGACACAUGUUUUAAGUGUUUACUUUUUACAUUAGUGAGAAACUUUGAAGGGAAAGUAUUUGGAUCAUUUUUAUAUUUUUUUUUAUCCCAAAUUCAGCCCAAAUACAUUGUUAAAACACUAUGAAACAUCAGAUCACGUUGUACUCCAAAACAAAUUGUGUUUUGUUUUUAUAUGCAGAAAUAACCUCGCCAGCACUGCCUCUACAUGUACAGAUAAUUAUUUAAUUUGUGUUAAAAAGCUGAGGGUCAAUAAUUGGUGAUUGUGUACUGUUAAUGUGAUCUGCACGUGUCUGCCUGUAUGUAUGUUUUGCGUACAUGUGAUAUUGUGAUUGUUGACUAUAUUUGUGCAUUUUGAAACUUGAAACAUGCCAUUGGAUAUUUGUCAUUUACUGUAACGUGAAUGGGAUUCGGGUAACUAACAGCCAGAAAAGACAGAAGUUGUUUUGUAUUAGAAAUUCAAUUGAAUUUCCAAAUUCAAUAGAAUGUGAAAUGGAAAAAAAGUAAAAUAAAGGGGUUUUAAAUGCUUUCUGACGAUUGUCCGAAUUUACAGGCAGUGAUUGCACUUUUCCAUGUAAUAAAUCUAAUUUAUCUGGGUCUCUAAACAGAACAAGAAUUCAACUAAGAGUUGUUUUAAUGUGCUUUUCGUAUUUUGCACACAGGUAUUUGCGUGUCUGUUGUAGGAUACUUGGACAAAUCUGCAACGUGGUUUGUUGAAACCAAAUGUUAGAAGUGCAGCUUUUAAGGAGAGGAAAGGAUUUGAUUUUCUACCUCCAUCAGAGUCACAUGAAUGUCAUCUCAGCUCUGUAAACAUUUAUUCACAAGCUGUUGUAUAUGCUUGUGAGUCAAAGGAUGAAGUUUGAAAUUGUAUUGCUUGAAUGUGUGUGUUUGUGUUUGUGGGUGUGUAUGUGAUCAAAAAAGACGCAUUGUCAAACAAAGAGAGAGAAAGAUAAGAAAAAGAGGAAGAUGUGCCAAACAACAAAAGACAAAUAAUGUUAAAAUUAGCUCAAUAUCUCAUGAUACUAGUAACAGCUUGCUUUGUGAUAAAUGACUUGGUAAAAUGUUUGGUCAAACAAGCACAGUCAUUCAGCUGUUCUGACAAGUCAAUCAAAUAUGUGUAGCAAACCACCUACUUUGGGAUUUGUUGCAAAUAAAAUUACACUAUCUCUUCAGGUACAAAUUACCAGUAAAUCCAAAUGUUCUUGAUGCCACUUGCAGAAGUCCUCCCUGUGAAAAAGAGCAGUGCAGUCAUGGUUUGUUGGACUGAAUUCUAAUCUAAUCCUUCCUUUAACAGGGCCAACUACUGCAUAACAAAGUUUUCAUCUCAGCAUUGGCACUCACUGACAAUCUAUAAUGGGAAACAGUGAUUUGUCAAGUGGCCAAAAAAAAAAAAAUCCUUCUGACAGCAAAGGAGCUGCCUACUGUUGGCCGAACAGAG